Molecule: messenger RNA, 6634 nt
Organism: Girardinichthys multiradiatus
Lineage: Eukaryota; Metazoa; Chordata; Actinopteri; Cyprinodontiformes; Goodeidae
Product: LIM domain-binding protein 3-like
Exons: 15
Coding region: 325-2124 (599 amino acids)
Biological process (GO): actin cytoskeleton organization; muscle structure development; heart development
Cellular component (GO): filamentous actin; stress fiber; adherens junction
Molecular function (GO): actin binding; muscle alpha-actinin binding
Source: RefSeq, a predicted model, not a curated record
UCCUGCCUCCUCUCCCAGGCCUCCCUCCGGCUCUGUGGCAGGGAGUCGGGACCAGAACAGGAUCCCGGAUCACCGGAGACCCAUCCAGGCAGACAGCUCCGGGACCAAGUGGCUGCGGCCGUCCGGCUCACAGCUCCUGCCGCCGUGUCACCGCGGCGGCCACCACCCGCUGAGGCAGCAGCUGUUCACGGUUCCAGGCGGAUCUGUAACUCCGGGUCUGGACGCUUUCUGACAGAGUCUCCCAUCCCUUCUCUCUGCUCAGCGUGGGGCUGUGGUUCAGAGAUCUGGCCUGAGUUUGGAGGAUCUCUCCGUUUUUCUGGAAGAAUGAGCACCUACACAGUGACCCUGCCAGGCCCCGGGCCCUGGGGCUUCAGGUUGCAGGGAGGAAAGGACUUCAACAUGCCACUGACUAUCUCCAGGAUCACCCCGGCCAGCAAGGCGGCGCAGGGGAACCUGAUCCAGGGGGACGUCAUCGUCGCCAUCGACGGCAUCAGCACCGAGGGGAUGACUCACCUGGAGGCCCAAAACAAAAUCAAGAUGGCCCAUCACAACCUGGCACUCACCAUGACCAAGUCGAAGCGUCCCAUUCCAAUGGCGCCGCCAAGAAUGGAUGCAGCAAUUCCCAUGAUCCCACACCAGCAGAAUGUCCUCAUUCAGAACAGUGAGAGUCGCUGGUCCUCACAGACGGAGUCGGUGCAGGUAAAUGGCCGCCCAUCGGCCUCGUCCGAGCCUGUAGAGGUAGGCUCUCCAGGGAGGAGAGGGGCAGCGGUCAGCCCCAGUCAGAGGAGGCAGUAUAACUCCCCCAUCGGCCUGUACUCAGAGGAGACUCUGAGGGAGAUGGCAGCCAUGCAGGCGGGUCGGCCUGUGGGUUCUGUCUCAGGUAAAGACCAGCUGGUGGACAGUACCUCCCCGGUCUAUCAGGCGGUCCAGAUCACAGAGAAGGACCAGGACCUGAAUGUCUGGGGCCGCCGCAGCACCAGCGCCCAGUCCAAGACCUUCCAGAUCCUGGCCCACAUGACCCGCACAGAGUCCUCUCCACAGCUACAGCAGGAGGAGGAUGAGGAGGUGAUGAAGAGGAGCAGCCAGUACGGAAUACCCCCACCUAUGCACCAGGCUCCGCCCCCUCAGCACUACCAGCAGCCACCUACACAACAAGCCCCGCCCACCCAGCAGAGCUCCAUUCAGAUUCCUGUUGGCUCCGCCCCCCCUAAGGUUGUCAGCACAGCCUGCAUCUACCCCUCCCAGCCAGUUUCGGCUCCAGUCCCCACCCAGCCCCGCCCUCCAGCUGCCGCCCCAGCCCCGCCUCCAUUUGGUCCAGCUUCCGCCACCUCCAACAGACCGCCGUGGGUGACUGACACCAACUUCGCCGAUAAGUUUGACCCUGGUAAGACCACCACCACCUCCAUGAAGGUUCAGCCGCUUCCUCAAGCAGCCCCUCCCCCACCAGCAUUCAUCCCUAAUCCCUCCCCUGCUGGACCAGCUGCUCUCAGCCCUGCCCCCAUCACACCUAGCCCCGCCCCUUUCCUUCCUGUGGCGAGGGGUGUGGCCCAAAGAGCAGAGAGAUUUGCUGCCAGCAGCCGUACACCUCUGUGUUCAGCGUGCAACAGCGUCAUCAGGGGGCCCUUCCUGGUGGCCCUUGGCCGGUCCUGGCACCCCGAGGAGUUUAACUGUCACUAUUGCCACGUCUCUCUGGCCGAUGUCAGCUUCGUGGAAGAGCAGAACAACGUUUACUGUGAGAACUGCUACGAGGAGUUCUUCGCCCCAACCUGCGCCCGCUGCAACACCAAGAUCAUGGGGGAAGUGAUGCACGCCCUGCGGCAGACGUGGCACACCACCUGCUUCGUGUGUGCAGCCUGUGGAAAACCGUUUGGAAACAGCCUGUUCCACAUGGAGGACGGAGAACCGUACUGUGAGAAAGAUUACAUCGCCCUCUUCAGCACCAAAUGUCACGGCUGCGACUUCCCGGUGGAAGCUGGAGAUAAAUUCAUCGAGGCUCUGGGUCACACCUGGCACGACACCUGCUUCGUCUGUGCGGUCUGCCAUGUGAACCUGGAGGGUCAGCCCUUCUACUCCAAGAAAGACAAACCUCUGUGCAAGAAGCACGCUCACGCCAUCAACGUGUAGACCUGCAGCUGACCGAGCAGACACAAACCCACAGCUCUACACCAGCCGGAUGUAAACACACUGAUUUAGGUUUAUUUGUGCAUUACUGAUGUUGACACGAUGCUGCCUGAUGAUUCAGCUUCCAGACGGAAACUCCUGCUGGUUUCUUCUGUUUUCUGCCACUGUGCUGUUCAGUUCAGAAACAGCUGGCUUCAUCCAGAGCCUCAGAGGGCAAAUAAACCCUUAAAUUAUAGGAAAAUGGAUUUACUCACCACAGAACAUCCAGAUAUGUUUGAAAAGAUUUAUUUUUAUUGUUAGUUUUCAGUUCAAAUAUAUAAAGAAGUUUUAACAGAAUGUUUUAGAUUUUAAAUCUUUGCCAUCUUAUUUAUUUUAAACAUAAAACAUCAUAAAACAACAUUUUCUUAUUUCAAUUUUUUUUUAAGAAAUUGAUGAAGUUUAAAGCUUUUAUUUUUCUGUGAUAAAAUUCCUCAUAAUUUACUACUGACAAUAUUUUUUAAUCAAUCUGCAGAUCUGUUGAGGUGGUCUUCCUCGUUACGUCUAAUUCCUUUCAUUAUUACUUUUAUUUUGUUGUAUAAAGAUUAUUUCAGUUUAACAGAAACAUUGUUCAUCCAGAGCAGCUGGCCAAUUUCUGGAGCUUUAAUCUCAUUGUUUUGAGAUCUGUCAAGGUUCUAAGCUCGGUUCUGGAUUUGGUGAUGAUCACUGAACUGAACAGCAGAGCAUUGGAUCAGGAGGCCUAACACAAACUGCCAGCAGAUAGGUCCAGAUCCCACAGAUGAGGCUUUACUCACGUCUCUCUGCAGCAGCUUCCUGCUAGAGGUCAAAUUUGGAAAUUAUGGAAACUCAAGCUCAGUGAUGUCGUCAGGAACAAAUCUGAUCAGAGUCAACUCUGACCUUCAGCCUGAAAUCAGCCACAGUUACAAAAUGAUGCAAAAAGCCUCGACAUGACCAGAGCUGGGGUACAGAAAACAGGACUGACUGAAAAGAGAUUUUAAAAGAUCAAAACAACCAAAAAAUGAUUCAAAAUGGCCACGAACUGGUUAUUAAUGAACUGAUCCUUUGCAACCUGUUGCUGGUCUUUCUGGAACUGUUGUUCCUGCAGAUGAAGCUGCUGCAGAAUCUGAGGGAAGCGAUGAAGAUGAUCCUCCUUCAUCCUUCACCUUUAACAAAUAUCUUCUUCUUUUAUAUUUAUUGAUGCUUCUGACAAUGUUUAUGGAAAUAUGGAUUUGUCCUCACUGUUUGAUGUCACUAAGUGUAUUUUGGAGUGUUGAUUUUAUUUGAUUUUCUGUAACUAAACUGUAAACAUUACAAGCUGCUACAGAUCAGAUGUUCAUGUUUAAAUGGGUUUGUUUGCACUGCAGAGCUUUAGAACCACUUUCACUAAUUUACAAGGUUCUGCUGAUGGUCCAGAUGGAGCUGCAUAAAGAUAUGUUCAGGAAAUUGGUCAGUUUUAACUAAAUCACACAUUGAUGAAACAAAAACACAAUGCGUAAACCAGUCGGAAGCUAAAAUUUAGCAGCUGUUCACAGUCUGCAGAUACUUUUAUAAACCUAGAAAUGGAAAUUACUUCCUUAUUAAUAUUUAAAAAUAGCUAUAUGUUAUAAUUAGAAACAAACCCGAGCCCAGAAAACCCAUCAAGAACUCAGACAGUUGGCCAUCUAAGUUCUUUAUUAAGACGGUAAAAAAAAGAAAUCUGCAGACGAACCUGGUUUCAGCAUUCAGAAGAAAUCUGGUAAAAUCUGAGUCUGUUUGAUCAGAAUCUGGACUAAAAACCAUCUAGGUACAAGUUUAAGGGUGGGAAGAACCAGAGAGGGACUUGAAGAUUACUUUUUGGACUGGAGACACAAUGCUGCUAACUACAAAUAAUGUGUUUUAGCGCUCCUGGUGGCCAGUUCAGGAACUGCAUUCAGACAAAAUCAUUUUCUUCUUUCCUGCAUCUCUGCUGCUUCUUUUAGACCGAGUUUUAGGACCACCAGUUUCAGCAGACGCUAUUAAUAUCCAGGUCUGUGCUGUCUGCCAGAAAGAGCCAGCAAAGAAAAUCAAUGAAAAACAGAAACAAUCACACUCUCUGCUCUGCUGCCACACAUAAACAACCCCUGAUGUACCUAAACUCCUCCUUCUGAAGAAGUGACUCCAUCAGUUUUUGACUCACGGCCAAGGAAAGUUAAUUCUUAUCUACAUUAUCUAUAUUUUUAUCCACACAGAAAACUAGGAGAGCCCCACCUGUUACAGCCAACAGGAGAAUGUCAUCUGCAUAGAAACAAAGAUCAUCUGCUAAGUUUGCUAAACCUCCCAGGAGGUUGGAUCCAUCGUUUGCAGCAUAGAGACAUUAGGUGAAUGUUGGAGUUGGUAUCUGUCAUGGCCUAGAUGUAAUUCAGGAACCAAACAACAUUUUGGUUUAGUUUGAAAGUUAUUUUGACUUUAUUCGAUAUAAUAAAUAAAUUUCUACUGAUAUAAUUUCUUCUGAUUUUAGUCAUACUGCACAUGAUCCAGGGCUUCCCCAUAAGAAAUAUUAUGAUAUUUUUUUCCCAUCUAUAGGACAAUGAAGACUGGAAUGUUUUCAAACCAAUACCCUCUGAACCCCGUUCUUAAUUUGUGCUAUUUUCAGAGAAAACGUGGACUUUUUUGGUGUACAGAAACACAAAAGCAAAUAAACUAUUCAGUUUUUACUAGAAAACAUUGUUGUAUAAACAGGGCCCAAAUUCUCACAGAAAUCCUGAACAGAACUAGCAACGUUUUUGCUAAUUGUCAGAAGAAAUUACUGCACUUUCAUUGAUUUAUACUCAUAAAACUCUUUAUAGCAGCAUCUAGUGGCCAAUAAAGAAACUACAGCAACACAGAGCACAGAAAGGUGAAUUCAAGUCCGAUCUCUUGUUUAAAUUUGUCUUCGCUGAAGAGCGAAUAAGAACAUAAACACAGAAUAUUGUCUGCGCUGGGUCUGUUUAGGCAUUUUGAACAUAGGCCCCGUUUCCACUGCAGGCAAAUGUGGCCCACGUCUGAUUUUUCGGGGGUCAAGUGUGAACGCUCAUAUCGGUCCGUAUCUGACUUUUUCAAGUCCCAUUUGAGCCACAUUCUUAUGUGGUCCUGAAUCCAACUCGUAUCUGAUCUUAUAGAAUGUGGCUCCAGUGGAAACGACCAAGGCAGAUUAAAUGGGAUUUUGAGGUCACUUUCCGUCGCAUUCGUCACAAUUUUGCUCCGCCCAGCAGGAAACGGUAGCAGUUAGCAAAACAGACGGGGGGCUACGAUAGUACUGCACAGUGGAGAGACAGCAAGACGUUAGAGGUCGUUAAUAAACAGAGAUAAAACUUUAUUCAAGCCUAAUUAAAAGGCUCAUAGGAACCAUCUGGAUGUGGGACAUAGUUUGUAUUGUAAAAUUCGUAAAUAACCGUUCAAACAGAGGACUUUAAAAUGCUAUCGAGGUUACCGAGCCCCUGCUGCAGUCCAAUAUGCUGGAUUCCAUUAAGUCUUCUGGCUGUGGAGUUGAGAGGAGAGACGCUGACAUAUAUGAUUAAAAGUUGCCCUCAACAUGAUAAAGUUCAGAAUAAACUCAGUCUCUGUAAAGUUAACAUCCCUGGCCCACCAUUGCUGGCUGUGUCUCUGCAUCCAGUUUGUUGUGGUGAAUCGGCAGUCAGAUCUCCCUAAACCGGAACAAUAAAGACUUUCACUCUCCUUUUAUUCACGUGUUUCCCACCCAGCACCCGCUGAUAAUAAAUAGGUUCUGUUGUACACUUGAACCAUAACACCUAUUUCUCUGUGUUUACAGUUGUGCUGCGCUUGUUGACACUCAUAUUGUUCUUAUGCGCAUGCAGGUCAAUUUGGACAUUUUCAAAGUAAUGCGAACAACCACAGAAAAAAAAAAUCAGAUUCCUGAAAAAAUCGGAUUUGAGCUUUAAGACCUGCAGUGGAAACGUAGCCAUAGAUUUAUAAAAAAAAUAAUGUAGCAGUACCUUCAGCAACCACAGGUGUCGCUAAAAUCAACCUGUACUUUACCUCAGUUAUUCGUACGUCACCAGGCUAAAACCUCUCCUCUGUCGUAAAAUUAAAGGAAUAUUUGUAUCUUUUUCACUUGUUUUAGAGCCAUCUUGUGGUUAUUUACGGAACUACAACCAAAACAAUUUGUUUUGCAGCGUGAACAAACUCUCAGAUACACUGAAUGUAUGAUACAUAUUUUUAGAAGAUUGUUUUAUUCACAGAGUUUCUGUGUUUACAUUUAAAGCGUUCAGAGUGAAUUGUGCCUUUUUCAUCAGCAGCUCUGUGAUCAGUUCAUGUCUGAACUUCAUCUCCGCUCGGUCCGACUGGUACAUGGUCUGUGUACAGUUUUUACUCCUUAUUGUCCUUUUAUACAGUUUGUUUUUCGGAGUGUGAAUGUGUGCAUGCAGAGCAGUUUGUGGCAGCAUGUCAGUAUUAGUUUAUAGUCACAGAAAGAGACGUGCUAACCUCACAGUUUUGGUUGUAGGGAAUGUUCACUGAAGAAAGAAGCUCAAGUUUGAAUAAAAUCAGCUUACAUGUUUAA